AUGUCUCCUCCCCCCGAUGAUGUCUUCCGGGGAGGACCCACGGGGGGAGAGCGGCAGAGCUCCGCCAAUUCCUCGCCGGAGUUCGAGUUCUGGAGGGCCCGCGAUCCCUCCGCUGUCGAGCCCCCCCUCCUCUCCGCCGACGAGCUCUUCCUCGACGGCGUCAUCCUCCCCCUCCGCCUCCUCCGCCACCCCGCCGCCCCCCAUCGGCCGCCGGCGAGUACCGCCGCCGCAACGGUCAGCUCCGCGGCGGCGCUGGGCCCCUCUUCUUCUUCCUCCGCCGCCGCUGCAGGAGCGUCCUCCUCCAAACGGUGGCGGGACAUCUUCCGGGUGCCGGCGUCGGAGAAGAAGGCUGGCGGCAGCGGCGGCUUGUCGGAGCUCAACAUAAACCUGUGGCCUUUCUCCAGGAGCCGCUCCGCCGGGAACGGCGCCGGUGCCGGCAAGGACGGGCCCGCCGGCGCUGCGCGGAGGGUGAGCAGCGCGCCGUGCUCCCGGAGCGGCUCCCGCCGUGACAGGGAGCUCUCCUCCUCCUCCUCCCCCUCCGCUGGCGCCGGCGCCGGCAGGAAGUGGGCGGGCAGCGCUCCGUGCUCGCGGAGCGGCUCUCGCCGGGAGAGGGAGCCCUCCUCCUCCUCCGCCGCCGCCGCCGCCGCCAGGCCGCCGCCGCUGCCGUCGACCGGCGGCGCAGGGAGGAAAUGGGCGAGCAGCCCGAGUCGGCAGGGGCUCGCCGGCGGCGGCGGCGGCGGCGGUGGGGUGCACGUCCGGCGGGUGAGCCCGGUGUGGCGCGUUCGGAGGGGCGGUAAGAAGGGCCAUGGCGAGAACCAGGGGAGCCACUUCAACCUAAAGGCCUUCUUCUCCAGAAAGCUGUACAUAUGA
Molecule: messenger RNA, 870 nt
Organism: Spirodela intermedia
Lineage: Eukaryota; Viridiplantae; Streptophyta; Magnoliopsida; Alismatales; Araceae
Source: the annotation of a GenBank genome assembly